GAGCCCGCUCAUCACAACAUCUGACUUCCGCACCGCGUUUGCCGAUUCAAGCACACACACACCAUGGCUCUCGGUGUCCAGCUGCUGCCGCUUCUGCCGCUUCUGCUCCAGACCAUUCUUCCGAUAACGCUCGCCACAACUCCCAGUUUCACUGUGGAUUAUCGUCAUAACUGCUUCCUUAAAGAUGGAGAGCCAUUUCGCUACAUAUCCGGCAGCAUCCACUACAGCAGAAUUCCCAGAGUGUAUUGGAAGGACAGACUACUCAAGAUGUACAUGGCUGGUUUGAACGCCAUCCAGACAUAUGUGCCUUGGAACUUCCACGAGCCGGUGCCAGGUCAGUAUGACUUCAGCGGAGACCGGGAUCUGGAGUACUUCCUACAGCUGUGUCAAGACAUCGGCCUGCUGGUCAUCAUGAGACCAGGCCCUUACAUCUGUGGAGAGUGGGACAUGGGAGGCUUACCUGCCUGGUUGUUAAAAAAGAAAGAUAUUGUUCUACGAUCAUCUGAUCCAGACUACAUUGCAGCAGUGGAUAAGUGGAUGGGGAAGUUGUUGCCCAUAAUUAAUCGUUAUCUGUACCAGAACGGAGGACCCAUCAUUACUGUGCAAGUAGAGAAUGAAUAUGGCAGUUACUUUGCAUGUGAUUAUGACUACAUGCGGAAUCUUUCCCAUCUGUUUCGAUCUCAUUUGGGAAAAGAGGUGGUUCUGUUCACCACCGAUGGAGCAGGUGUGGGCUAUCUGAAGUGUGGAUCCCUCCAGGGCAUCUAUGCCACCGUUGACUUUGGUCCAGGCUCAAAUGUAACAGCUGCUUUUGAAGCGCAGAGACACGCAGAGCCACAUGGCCCUUUGGUGAACUCAGAGUUCUACACAGGCUGGUUGGAUCACUGGGGCGAGAGACACUCUGUUGUGCCCACAGCGCCUGUGAUCAAGACUCUCAAUGAAAUGCUGGAAAUGGGAGCCAAUGUCAACUUAUACAUGUUCAUUGGUGGAACCAAUUUUGGCUAUUGGAAUGGUGCCAACUCGCCUUACGCUCCUCAGCCAACCAGCUAUGACUAUGAUGCCCCACUUACAGAAGCUGGAGAUCUCACAGACAAGUAUUUCGCCAUAAGAGAUGUCAUUAAAAUGUACAAAAACAUACCAGAGGGGCUAGUGCCUCCAUCAACACCAAAAUUUGCUUAUGGACCAGUGAAAAUGAAAAAGAUACAGACAGUGUCGGAGUCUUUGGAUAUAUUAUCUUUCUCUGGCCCCGUCAAAACUGUAUAUCCACUUACAUUUAUUGAAAUGAAUCAGGUCUUCGGGUUCAUGCUGUAUCAGACUGUGUUACCUGUAGACUGUUUGAAGCCCACCCUGCUGUCAUCCAUUAACGGAGUCCACGAUCGAGCAUACAUAUCCAUCGAUGGCAUUGCUGCUGGUAUUUUGGAGAGGAACAAGGUGCUCAUGAUCAAUGUAACAGGGAAAGCAGGGAGCCGUGUGGACGUCCUGGUGGAGAACAUGGGCAGAAUCAACUACGGCAGAGAAAUAAAUGACUUCAAGGGUCUGGUGUAUAAUCUGACUCUUGGUGCUGAUGUGCUGGGUAACUGGACUGUAUUUGCUCUGAGUAUCGACGAAGCGGUGAGUCAGGGGCUGCUGACGGCACACAGAAGAUCUGACUCCACCUCCAGCUUCACCACAUCUCCACCUCCUGCUCUCUCACCUCCAACAUUUUACUCUGGCACCUUCAAAAUCCCUGACGGCAUUCCAGAUCUCCCUCAGGACACAUACAUUCAGUUCCCCAACUGGAGAAAGGGUCAAGUGUGGAUUAACGGUUUUAAUUUGGGUCGCUACUGGCCGUCCCGUGGGCCGCAGGUGACCCUGUUUGUCCCAGCCCACCUGCUCAGCACCUCCGUCCAAAACAACAUUACUGUUCUGGAGUUGGAGUCGGCGCCCUGUUCUCCAGGUCCCUGCACGGUGGAGUUCACAGACACUCCGAUUAUAAACGCCACUGUGAGGUCAACCAGCCAAUACAUAAGACGACUAUUCAACAAACAAGAUCUCUUUUGAGUUUACUUACUGCUCUUAUGAAAUCUUACAAUCAUUUGUUUGUUACGCACAUACCAUUGAUUUGAAAGAAUCCAAAGGAUGUAAUACAUGAAGCAAUGGAGGUGACAAUUCAGCAGCUUUCCACACUGAUGUACAGAUUGUAGGGAUAAAAUUAAUCCUGGACUAUAUUAUGAACACUGAUUGCACUGUAAAUCAUGGAUAUGCUCAGGAUUUCAAUUGAGUUCAUUGAAGUCUAUCUUCAGUUAUCUGCACAAUUUUAAAUUACAAUGGAAAUCUUUGUUUUUAUUUUGUGUGCAGGCAGUUUUUUUAUCUAAAAUGGACUUUUGUUCAUUACGAGCGGCUUGGGUGUACAGCAGGACUGUUUAUUUUUGCACACUGUAUAGCCGAUGUUGUCUAAUACACUGUAGUAUCACAGUGAAAUUAUAAACCGUUUUAUAUGUCCAUGUUGUUUAAUUUUAAAUGCCAUCCAGGAGCAAUAGUUGUGUUUAAAUAAAACAA
Messenger RNA from Xyrauchen texanus (razorback sucker), 2535 nucleotides. RefSeq names its product galactosidase, beta 1 (gene glb1). Gene Ontology annotation, cellular component: vacuole. Gene Ontology annotation, biological process: carbohydrate metabolic process. Gene Ontology annotation, molecular function: beta-galactosidase activity. The coding region runs from base 64 to 2037 and encodes 657 amino acids. The record is from RefSeq and is a predicted model, not a curated record. NCBI's taxonomy places the organism in Eukaryota, Metazoa, Chordata, Actinopteri, Cypriniformes, Catostomidae. The transcript is spliced from 16 exons.